AUGAGCAAAAAUACUACGCCACGUGAAUCAUUUCCGAAGCAGAAUACGUACCGACGUGAUGCGUCCGGCAGGCAGCAAUCCGCUGUUAAUGCGGUGGUCGAGCAGCUUUUCUUCCCAGGGCUGCUUUUACCACCGCUGGGAUACAGGGAAGACACAGCAUCCAAGAAGGGGGGGCGUAUAUGUGACAUAGUGGCAUCUCCAGUUUCUUAUUAUGUGAAUGGGUUCAUCCAAUACAUUGUAAGCGAUGAAGAUUUGCUAUCGCAAUAUCUCGAUAUGCUAUGCAUAAAUCAAUAUGAGGAUUGUUCGCUGUUGAAAAAAGUAUCUACUUGCACCGACUACGCAGUGCCUACUCAUCACUACGAUUUGCAGUCAUCGACGAGCUUUUAUAACGAUGGGAAGGAUAUUACGUCGUCGCAAUUCUUGUCCUCGGAGUCACCGUCUCGGUGUGACUCGGAAGCCAGCACCCCUCGCACUUCAUACGUACGGGGGAAUUCACCUGGGGGCAUCAACAAUGCUUCCACACCUGAAGCUUCACCGUAUCGGGACUCUGGAUACGCCAGCGAGUUAGUGACCAAUGGCGGCAUUAAGACGGAACCCAUGUAUGAAGCCAUUACCGAAGGUCGUGUGGAUCCGAAUUCUGAGACUUGUACACCGAAGAGGAUUCCCCCGUCCGCUGGCUAUUCGCAGGGUACAAACUCGCGUACGCCCGUGGGUAGUUCUACCGAUGAUUCGCGCUAUACGAUAACGAAGCAUUAUCGCAGUGUUUUUAUCGACGUGAUGAAACUGAUCAUUGACGCCCCUGCGUUGGGUUCGGACCUGAUGACGGCGCCUGAUGUGCUGCUACGUUUGUUGGACUUGCGGGUGCUACCGCUGCUUUACGAAUUGCUAGAAAAGUUGAUUGAGGAUGGUUGCAGUCCCAAUCCAGUUGCUAUUGUGGAGACCUUCCAUGAAAAAUACGAUAUAGACUCCUUAUGUACUGACUCACAAUCCGUCUCGAAGUAUUUGGACCGCACUUUGAAUGACUUGCACUGCAAAAACACUCUCGAAGUACCCGAGACAAAACGUGUUUCCAAGAAUCUCCAGUUCACAACUCGGUUGCGUAACAUUCCGCCAAUAUCGCCCGUGUGGAAGAACAGGGUCGACCAUAUAAGGGAGGAGGAUGUGGGAGGUCUGGUAAGCUUGGUGUGCACUGUGACCAGGGUUGGAAUUAUUUCCGUCCUGGAUGAGGAACGAGAGUACCGAUGCGUCCGUUGCCACCAAAGCGUAUUGGCUCGAUCGGUUCCUGAGUUACACUAUUUCAUUGUGGCUCCAUCCAAAUGCCCGCAUUAUUUGGAAACAACAAAAGGCACAUUUCGGCCGAGGUGUUUCGGGGACACUUUUGUUCAGGGCGUUGCCGUCAAGAGGACGGAUCUGCAGGAAAUACGAUGCCAAUCCAUAUCAGAGGAUUCGAGACUAAACUCCAUUGGUGUUGCUAUACCGGUGGUAUUACGGCGCGAUAUAACCGGAACAUGCGUGCCCGGCGACACAAUUCAUUUGAUAGGCAUGGUUAAGCGGCGCUGGAGGACCCUUCGCAGCGGGAAGAGGUGUGUAUCUCAGAUAUUUUUGGAUGCCCUCAACCUAAACGUCAUCAAUUUGCACAAGCCUCCACCACUGAACCCUAUCACGAAAAUUGAGGACAACAUAUAUUCGCCUUUCUGGGCAAAGUAUCGUAAUGACGAAGUUGCUGGCAGGAACAUCCUGCUUAAGCCAAUAUGCACGACCAUGGCGGGGGUGGAUAAUGCGAAGUUGGGCCUUUUGCUCACCGUGAUAGGAGGAUUCCCCGUUCACACGACGCCAUUUGAGGAGGAAACACAAGUAAAUCGUUGGGCCAAGUUUUCUGGAGACCGUUCCUUUACCGAUACGUCUCCCCGAAUGGCAUCUCCGGCUGCUUCCCCAUCCUGCGAUUCUAAAGCAACACGGCUAACUCGCACUCAGUGCCACAUCUUGUUCUUGGGCCAUCCUGGUACCGGUAAGUCGCAAUUUUUGAGAUUUGCAAAGAGUCUUGUCGAUCGGCACGUUUCCGUUUCUGGUACGCACUGCACAUCAGCGGGUCUCACUUGCACUGUGGUACGGGACUGCGGCCACACGAUGCUUGCCGCUGGUGCGUUGGCACUGGCGGAUGGUGGAUUGUGUUGCAUCGACGAGUUUUCGCUCAUCCACCCCGACGACAAGGCGUGUCUGCACGAAGCCAUGGAACAGCAGGUGAUAUCUGUGGCCAAAGUUGGUAUAAAGUGUUCUCUCAACUGUCGAUGCAGUGUCAUUGCUGCUUCAAAUUUUAAAAUGCAGAUGAUUCGGAGGUACGUUAACAGAGAUGACUCAUCGGGUGGAACGCAUUCUAAUCAUCCUUUGCUCUCUGUAGAUGUACCUAUUCCGCUGUUAUCCAGGUUUGAUCUGGUAAUGAUUUUUACGGAGAAUCCAUUGAACGAUUCGGAAUUGGUUGACUUUUUGUUGGACACUUGUGAGGCCCCGCUCCGCGACGCUAAGUCGAGGGCGCUUCGUAGUUUAAAGGGGUCUAUGGACGUCUCAGGCGACUCAUCGACAUGCGAUGAGUAUGAUUGUGAAAUCGAUGACGAUUUAGAUGAGGAAGAUACGUCGGAAGAGGAAGAUGAUGAGACCGAAUUUGCCAACGAUGGGAGCCAGUCACAACGGGCCGGGUCUCAGCACAAGCUUCUAAAAAACGUGAAAUUAGAGCAGUCUGAAGGAGAAAGAUCCUUUAAUUGGAAUGCGAAUGGUGCGAUGAAGGAAUACAUUGAGUACAUUAGGGCCAACCUGUUUCCCACCUUGACUGUGGCCGCUAGGAAGGUAAUCCACGCCUACUAUAUGGUGUCGCGUCAGCAGGCUUUGGACAGCGGCUCACGUGGCGGACCGACGAUCCGUACUGUGGAGAGUCUGCUCCGUCUGUCGCAGGCGCACGCUCGUCUAAUGUUCAGGGAUCAUGUAUCCAUCUUCGACGCCGUAUCCGCGAUAUGGAUUGGUGAAUUUGGUUUGCAUGGAUACAAGGUAGGAGCCUAUAGCGGCCAGGACCAGCUGGUGGAACGUGAGGGUCUGUUUGAGGACAUCGGCGCCCUGCUUGAUCUGUUUGGCCGACAGCAGGGGUUGGCCGGGUUACCAAACGACUUCAAGAUGGGCAACGGCAUUGUAUCCAUGGAAAUGUAUAACUUUUUCGAGAAGAUUCUGCUAGAAAGACUGGGAUUGCCUAACGUGGCGACUGUUGCCGAAGUAAAGCCAGAGGUUAAUUACGAUUCCGACUACGACGCGCCUUGGUGA
This is a messenger RNA of Babesia ovata, 3306 nucleotides long. RefSeq names its product DNA replication licensing factor MCM9. Bases 1 to 3306 code for a protein of 1101 amino acids. Gene Ontology annotation, molecular function: single-stranded DNA helicase activity; ATP binding; single-stranded DNA binding. Gene Ontology annotation, biological process: double-strand break repair via homologous recombination. The transcript is spliced from 3 exons. Gene Ontology annotation, cellular component: MCM complex; nucleus. The record is from RefSeq and is a predicted model, not a curated record. Lineage: Eukaryota; Apicomplexa; Aconoidasida; Piroplasmida; Babesiidae.